Messenger RNA from Helicoverpa zea (corn earworm), 2804 nucleotides. RefSeq names its product proton-coupled amino acid transporter-like protein pathetic. The transcript is spliced from 10 exons. Lineage: Eukaryota; Metazoa; Arthropoda; Insecta; Lepidoptera; Noctuidae. Gene Ontology annotation, molecular function: amino acid transmembrane transporter activity. The coding region runs from base 163 to 1626 and encodes 487 amino acids. Gene Ontology annotation, biological process: amino acid transmembrane transport. Gene Ontology annotation, cellular component: vacuolar membrane. The record is from RefSeq and is a predicted model, not a curated record.
CGCAAUCACAACUGCAGUGCUGGUUUGGACAUCGUGCGGGUAGUACGCGAUUGUCGAGUGUUGACGGUUUCGCACAAAUAAUCGUGACGAAAGUGAUGUAUGUGGAAAGGACAGUGAAGGGAUUUCUUUUUUGACAGUCAUUGACCUGAGAAACUCGGCAUCAUGGGGAACGAUGAGAAAAAAGGCAGUAUUGUCCUCGAGAAUUUUAAUUCCACGGCAAAUCUCGCUUCGAAUCCAGGCUUUCAGUCAACGCUAAGCUUAGGCUCAAAAGAAGUAAUCAAUGAAAAAGCCUACAAUCCAUUCGAACACAGAAAAGUGGAACACCCUAAUUCAACAAUAGGCUCUCUAGUACAUCUGCUGAAGUCGUCGCUAGGGUCUGGUAUACUGGCGAUGCCGGCCGCCUUCAAGAAUGCGGGAUUAGCAGCCGGAGCCAUCGGCACAUUAGUCGUCGGAUUCAUUUGUACACAUUGCGUUUAUGUUUUGGUCAAAACGUCUCAAGAAGUAUGCGUAGAUGCCAAGAAGCCAUCCAUGGGGUUCGCGGAGACGUGCGGUGCUGCAUUCGAAUUUGGACCUAAAAGACUAAGACCUUGGGCUAAUUUUGCAAGAACUUUUGUUGACUACGCGAUGACAUGUACUUAUUUGGCAGCACUCUGCGUGUACAUUGUAUUUAUAGCAGAAAAUUUCAAAGAGGUCCUCGACGAAUACAUCCCAGAAUACAAGUUAUCAGUAGAAGCAUACUGCGCACUGACCCUGGUGCCUUUAGUUCUAAUCUGCCAGAUUCGGAACCUCAAGUGGCUGGUCCCCUUCUCGGCUAUAGCCAAUGUGUUCCUGGUCAUCUGCUUCGCCAUCACCAUGUAUUAUAUCUUCAGUGACCUGCCUAAACCUGAGGGGAGGGUUGUGGUCGCCAGUGUGACGCAAUGGCCUUUGUUUAUCAGUACUGUGAUCUUCGCAAUGGAAGGCAUCGGCGUGGUGAUGCCGGUUGAGAACGAGAUGGCCAAACCCCACCAGUUCCUCGGCUGUCCUGGAGUCCUGAAUGUGGCUAUGACCAUCGUCAUAUCUCUGUAUGGCAUCGUUGGAUUCUUCGGAUACAUGAAGUAUGGAGAUGAUGUUAGGGGAAGUGUGACUUUAAAUCUGCCACAGGAUGAAGUUCUCGCUCAAAGCGCCAAGAUCCUGAUGGCGUUAGCGAUCCUGUUCACGUACAGCCUGCAGUUCUACGUGCCGAUGGAAAUGAUCUGGAGACAGCUGCACAACAAGGUCUCCGUGAGGUAUCACAACAUCACGCAGAUUGCUAUUAGGACCACUGCUGUUGUUGGAUCAGUUGCCCUCGCAGCGGCCUUCCCAGACCUGGAGCUAUUCAUCAACCUCAGCGGUGCCAUCUUUCUCUCAACACUCGGCCUCCUGACUCCAGCCAUCAUCGACACCGUGCACAAAUGGGACAGAGGACUUGGACCCUUCAAGUGGAUCCUUUGGAAGAACAUCUUCAUCGCCAUGAUAUCUCUCGUGGCCCUCUUUGCAGGAUCCUAUACAUCCAUCAGGAGUAUGGUUGAUAAGUUCUAUGAGACUCCAGUUUUGGAGAUCGUUGCAAACGUCACGAGUGUUUCAAUGAAUGACACUUUGAGCGUAUGAUAGUAGUUUAGUUUGUUAUUGAUAAGGUGAAAAUAUUUUAAUGAAUUUUGUAAAUACCUUUAAGAUUAAAAGACAGAAGAAAUCUUACGUCAAACUGCUGUCAAUGCUGUAACAGCAAAUGAUGGUAAAGGUAUUUAAAAAUUCGACUUUAUCCAUGAAGAAUAAUUGUAAUUAUUUUUUAAAUAAUUAAUUAAAUAAUUAAUAAUUGUAAUUAAAUAGUAGUUGACAUUUCAGACAUAGAUAAAACUACUUUGUAAGAUUGUUAAGAUAAAUAGUCUCAAGGACUAUAAACUCGCUAAUUAGGUUGUGAUUGUUAAUUACAAGACGUUUUUAGAUGUCGAAAGCCUGUCUGAAAGCCGUUAUUAUGCCCAGAAAUAUUUUUUCUAUUCCUUGGCUAUGUUUUUACCAUUUAGUUUUAUUACUUUCUUACGUUUACAAUAACGUUAUUCUAAGUAAUUUAAAUAUUAUUCUUCGAUUAUCUUCAUUUCUACAUAUUUUAUCGAUUACCUCAGACGGGCUCUCUUGUAAAUUAUAAUAAGUGGAAUAAUACAAUUAACUCUCCACGUGUUAGUGUUAAGUAUUGACAUAAUGUAGUGACGAUAUAAACACAGGUGGAUCAUAGCCGUUUUCUGUUUUGAACUUGGCUGUACUCUGCCAUGCACCCAAAUUGUCAUUUUAUCACUUUAGUCUUGGAAAAUAGAUUUGUAUUCACCAGAAUAAAAUUAUCAUAAAGUUGUAGAACGCAGUUUCUGGCACCUCGAGUGUAUUUUUCGAAAAUAAAUUGAAUUAAUUAAAUUAAGUUCAGAGAACAAUUUGUACCCAUAACGUUUAAUGAGAGACUACAACUACAAAUACAUGAUUGUUAUAAAUUGCCAAUUAAGUUUAAGUAGUACAUAAGUAAAGUUAAUGUUUGUAGAUUUAAGUUUAAUCUUUCAACGACAAUAUUUUUUGUAUUAAUUUAAGCACAUAAGGGGGUCGAAUAAUAAGAAAAACUUUUAUUUAUUGACCAUUUUAGUAAUUCUGCUCUUUACACUUGGAAUAAAAAAAUUGAUUCAGUUAUGAAGAAAUCAGCUAUGAAAACAAAAACUGGAGAAAAAAAAACUCUGAAAAAUGAACGUGCAGAGUUUCCAAUAAGUUGAAACGAUUUCAACUUUUUGUAAAUAAUCCUGAUUUAUUGC